Vicia faba (fava bean) is the source of this 1155-nucleotide messenger RNA. NCBI's taxonomy places the organism in Eukaryota, Viridiplantae, Streptophyta, Magnoliopsida, Fabales, Fabaceae. The record is from the annotation of a GenBank genome assembly.
AUGGGUCUCUCAAGUGGCGGAACCAGCGUCCGGCCAGGUAGGGCAGCUGCCCAGGCUCCGCCCGACCAUGCUUCACCAUCUCGCGAUGGAGAUCUUCUAUGGCCAUAUUCCGACACACCAUACCGUAAACAGAUACACACCGCAACACCACUCUUGCCUUUCCGGUUUCCGUUCAAUCAAUUAUCGGUUGUGGUGUUGAAUUUGUUGUUUCGUGCUAUGUCCACCAAGUGUUCGGCUGGUUAUCGUCACAUUGAUUGUGCUCAAGUCUAUGGCAACGAGAAGGAGAUUGGCUCUGUAUUGAAGAAACUGUUUGAUGAUGGCGUAGUGAAACGUGAAGAUUUGUGGAUUACCUCGAAACUCUGGGCAGCUUCCCAGGCUCCGCCUGACCAUGCUUCACCAUCUCGCGAUGGAGAUCUUCUAUGGCCAUCUUCCGACACACCAUACCGUAAACAGAUACACACCGCAACACCACUCUUGCCUUUCCGGUUUCCAUUCAAUCAGUUAUCGGUUGUGGUGUUGAAUUUGUUGUUUCGUGCUAUGUCCACCAAGUGUUCGGCUGGUUAUCGUCACAUUGAUUGUGCUCAAGUCUAUGGCAACGAGAAGGAGAUUGGCUCUGUAUUGAAGAAACUGUUUGAUGAUGGCGUAGUGAAACGUGAAGAUUUGUGGAUUACCUCGAAACUCUGGAAUACUGAUCAUGCUCCAGAAGAUGUACUACUGGCAUUGGAUAGGACUUUGAAAGACUUACAGAUUGAUUAUGUUGAUUUGUAUCUUAUCCACUGGCCCGCUCCGCUGAAGAAAGGAUCAGUAGGUAUCAAGCCUGAAAAUCUUGUGCAACCAAAUAUUGCCAGCACAUGGAAGGCAAUGGAAUCACUCUAUGACUCUGGCAAGGCGCGAGCUAUAGGUGUAAGCAAUUUCUCUACCAAGAAGUUGGGGGAUUUGCUGGCGGUUGCUCGUGUUCCUCCAGCUGUCAAUCAAGUCGAGUGCCACCCUUCUUGGAGGCAGGACAAGCUGCAGGAUUUUUGCAAUUCGAAAGGUGUCCAUCUCUCUGGAUAUUCACCUUUGGGUUCCCCUGGAACCACCUGGCUUAAUGAGCACGAAAGCGAUGCCACAUGGUUUUCCAGAGGAACUAUUGAAAGGUAUGGCUUGUUAUCAUAA